Messenger RNA from Punica granatum (pomegranate), 3474 nucleotides. NCBI's taxonomy places the organism in Eukaryota, Viridiplantae, Streptophyta, Magnoliopsida, Myrtales, Lythraceae. The record is from RefSeq and is a predicted model, not a curated record.
GCAAAAGAAAUCCUAAAGAAAUGUGCAGGUGUUCCCCUUGCGAUUAUGACGAUCGGGUGACUGCUAUUAUUCUCGAGAAAUGCCAAAGAAGAUUGGCCGAAAUUCAAGAAUAUUGAUCUAUGGAGAAUAAACCAAGAGGAAGCUUGUUUCCGAAAGACUAUGUGUUGGAGCCGCGUGAGCUUGUUCAUCUUUGGAUGGCACAGGGAUAUGUCAAUCCCUUAGGCAGUAAGAGAACAAUUGAAGAAGCUGGUCAAGAUCAUUUCAUGGAGCUGCUUUCGAGAGGCUUUUUCCAGGAUGUAGAAAAAGAAAUGUAUGGCAAUAUUGUAAGAUGCAAGAUGCAUUAUCUCAUGCAUGACCUUGCACAGUCUGUUGCCGGAAAUGAGUGCAUCACUAUUGAUAGGGCACAUGAGAUUAUGCCCCAAGGAGGAGCUCGUCAUGUAUCUAUAAUUGCUACUGAGGAUUAUGAGUGGAAUAGAUUUGAGAGAGACGGAACAAUAAGGUCCCUGCUUCUUAUUGUUGAAAAGAGGAUUGAGAUUGGGCAUUUGGAUAUUUCAUGUUUUAGAAAUCUACGGGCACUACGUCUUCAAGGUGUUGUCUGGGACGUGACAUUUGAUUCGAUCAGUGAACUGAAGCAUUUGAGGAGCCUCGAUCUCUCAAAGAAUGAUAAGUUAAUUUCUCUUCCGAAUUCCAUAAGCAGAUUGUGCAAUCUUGAGACGCUUAAUCUCAGAGAAUGUCUCAGUCUUCAAAAAUUACCAAGGGGCAUUACGAAGUUAGUCAAUCUAAGGCAGCUUGAUGUGAGUGGAUGUUCAAGGUUAACACAUAUGCCUAGAGGGAUUGGAAAGUUGACUGGUCUGCAAAUGUUAAGUACAUUUGUGGUGGGAGCGCAAUGGAACUCAGAUGCUGCAAGGUUCAACGAGUUGAGCAAGCUUACCGGAUUGAGAAACGAACUGGCCAUUCAGAACUUGGAAAGAUCAGCAAGUAUCUCGAGUGAGGAGGAUGCAUCCUGCUUUAUGGAGAAUUUUGCUCUUCAAUAUUUGGGCCUACAUUGGGUCUGGAAAGGAGAUACAGCCAAUGAAAGAGUGGAUUUAGAAAGAUUUCGACCCCAUCCAGAUCUGAGGGGAUUGAGGAUAGAAGGAUACAGUGGUGUGAGGUUUUCAUCCUGGGUUGCUCAGCUCGAUAAGCUAGUCGUGAUUGAAAUCAGUGAUUGUCCUCAAUGCAGGUAUUUACCUCCUCUAGAUGAUCUUCAUUCCUUGAAAAGAAUCUCUUUGGAGACGUUGAGGAAUCUAGAGUGGAUAGAAUUAUCAGAGAACAGUGAAAGACUGCAGUCUAAUUUCUUUCCAUCCUUGGAAGAAAUAGAGCUGAAGCAUUUGGAUGAAUUCAAGGGGUGGAGGACGGGCACUGGAACGGAAGGAGAAGAACAUAUUCAGGAUGAGGAUGAUUCUUCUUUUUUUAUGCUCCCAAUAUUCUCAGACAAGAUCAAGCUCUCCAUAGAUGAGUGCCCGAGAUUCUCUUACAUGCAUUGUCAGCGACUGCAACUGAGGGGAACCACGAACAAAAUUUUACAGCAGUUGUUGAGGGAUGUUGGGUGCCAUGCUACAGUUCCACUUUCCUCCCAAUUUACAAUGGCAGUGCCAACUCCAUUGAUGAUGAUGAUGAUGACCUCCAUAUCUUAUAUGUCUCUCUCGACACUCACCUCCAUCACCAUUGAAUCAGUGGGGGAUGCAAAGCACUUGCCGGUAGAAUUGUUUCAGUCCCUCCCCUCUCUUCAGUCUCUUGCAAUCAAGUGUUGGCCUUGCCUUAAAGAUGCCUCUGUGAGGACAAUUCUUCGAUGCCUAACCGCCCUCAAGACGCUGGAAAUUUCUGACUGCAGAGCGCUUGAUUUGUCUACUGAGGAUGGUGAUCAUAGUGAUGAUGAUGAUGAUGAUGAAGACUUGCACGCUCGGCGGCUGCAGGGCCAUAGCAAACUCCAGCUUGUUCACAUUCGAGGAAUUCACAAGAUGGAGUCUUUGCCCUGGUGGUUUCAGCACCUCUCCAACCUCCAAGAGUUACGGAUUUCGCUUUGUCUUGGGUUAAAGUCUCUGCCUGGUGGAGUUAUUCUUCGGCUACUUAAGACCGUGAGGUCCUUGGAGCUUCAUUCCUGUCCAGAGCUUGACCUCGCAGGGCAGGAGCCAGAAGAUCAAGAAGACAUGCCAAAUUUGCUAUCUUACAGACCAACUGAACUCCAAAAGUUGGUCUUUUCAGAUAUCAGGAAAAUGACGACUGUGCCCUGGUGGAUUCAGCACCUCAAUAACCUUGAACAAUUAACACUGGCUGCCUGCCGCAAUCUGAAGGCUUUGCCUUAUUGGUUUCCCCAGCUCACAUCACUCAAGUACCUUAGAGUUGAAGAUUGUGGAGAGCUGUCAAGAAGGUUGAAAUCAAAUAUCGGAGAGGACUGGCCUAAGAUUUCUCAGAUCCAGAGUGUAUCUACAGAAUGAAAUGGAACCUCAGUAGCUCCAAUUCCAGAGCACAGAGGAUAAUAAAACAGGACGAGUUGAGAACUGUCGGAUUGAAAAGCCUGUUAACUAAAUAAUCAUGAAAGAUGUGAGUCCGCCAAUCCAUUCCAGACCUCAAUUGCAGAUGAUAUGAAGGGCCUCCUCUGCUUCCUCUUACAGAAUUUGCAUCAAGCUCUCAGAAAUGUUGUAUGUUGAUAACCGAGGUUCAGCUUUUCCAAACGUGGAUAGUGCAUUGAGGAAUUGAUUGAUUAUGAUGAUGCUUGUUCUUAAUCCAGUCCAGUUGAUAUUAUUCUACCUGGAGCUCACAGAUUCAUCUUCCAAGUCGAGCUUCUGAAGCGCAAGAGGUGCUGAUUUCUUGCAUGAAGUCCGGAGCUUCAGCCUGCAUGAAGAGCGGUGGAUGACUUGUAUAUUAAUCAGUAUUUUCAGGUUUCAACAGAUUAAUCACAUUCUUAAGUAACCAGCUGAGAUACUUGAAAUUGCCAAGUGGAGAUGUUUUGAUCAGUCAUAGUGAUCAAUGGAGGGCUCUACCACCAUUUUUCCUUGUUGAGUUUGAGCAAGUUGGAGUGCAUAGAUAUUAUCGGAGAGUGGAGAGAGUCAAGCGCUGCAAUCUUUCUUUCCAUCCUUUGAAGUAAUGCUAAAGUUGAAGGUGACUGAUGGCAGUGUCAACUCCGUCGAUGCUGAUGACGGUCUCAAUUAUUUCUACUACUACAUCUGAUUCGAGACCGAUGUUGAAUGCUAGCUGGAGACAUUUUCUUGGUGAAAUAUUUUACAGGUUUGGUAAAUUAAUAUUGGACUCUGUGGAUCUAUGGAUUCCGAGAAAACAUCUUCUGGCUGAGGUUUCUGCAAUGUCCAUCCUCAAACUUGCAGUGCGAAUUCUGAGGCACACGAUUAUGAUGUGGAAUAUUUGAAACAGGCAAUUGUAGGAUAGAUCCGCCAACAGUGUUGACUUGGUUUGACAGAUCGAAUUCAGUGCCUUCACCCU